Messenger RNA from Chlamydomonas reinhardtii, 2822 nucleotides. RefSeq lists its product as uncharacterized. The transcript is spliced from 7 exons. The coding region runs from base 405 to 839 and encodes 144 amino acids. NCBI's taxonomy places the organism in Eukaryota, Viridiplantae, Chlorophyta, Chlorophyceae, Chlamydomonadales, Chlamydomonadaceae. The record is from RefSeq and is a predicted model, not a curated record.
GGGACGGCAAUACUCAGGUCCAUACUAUGGUCCGCGUCACUCCUUCGAUUACUGGCGAGGACGAGACACAGCGUCAGUGUGUCGAUAGAGUGUCUGCGAAUGAUAAAGAUGGGCCAACAAAUCAAGGCCACGGCCUUAUCACCGCGGCAGAUGGCGAGCGCGCGGUGGCCAUGAUGUCCCGGCUCGACGACUUUGUCUGGCUGAAGUGCUCUACUAUGGCAUUGCGAGACUACGGGCCGUUGGAAUUCCAAAGGAUCGUGAAGGAGAGGUACCUCCUGGACUGCAGUGUGUGGGGGGUAUCUGCGGCGCUGUUCGCAACCAUCGGCGUGUCCUUCCUGCUACUGGGACCCACCAACUACAAAGCGGACGACGUGGGAAAGCGAUGGCAGCAGGUGCUCACGUAUAUGUACGUGGCGGCGUGUGUGGGUGCAAUCGCCGCAAACGCGAACGCCGUGGUGGUCGCGAGUUUCACCUACUCAUUGUCAUCCGUCAUUCCGGAGCGCCGCUUCAUUGAGUGGCUCGCACGCAAGACGCAGAACAGUGUCGGAAGGAACAUCUCCAUGUGGGUGCAGUGUGGCCUCGUCGCCAUGCUGCUGUGUAUCGUGCUCGCCGCGGCGCUGCUGCACGGCUGGGUCAUGGGCAUCGUAGCGGGAGGCGUGGCGCUUGUCCUCUUCACAACAGGCCAGGUGGCCAACCUGCUCAUCUUAAGGACUUUUAUCGCCAUGACCGAUGAAGACCAGUCAAACAAGAAAGAGGCGGUCCGGUCAUGGAAAGACACAUUCUCCAUCAUUGCAGCGUCACUCACCUCCCAGCCACUGCCGCCGCGAUCGGAUCAGUGAUGGCUUGGUGCGGCGGCGGCGGCAGCGGCAGUGCGCGGCACUGCGCGGCUGCCCAUCCGUACAUCGUGGUCGGCAUUCGAGCGUUGUGCACAGUGCUGCUGUGUGCAGCCGAACUUACGCUGUGCUCUGCGCGCCCAUUCCUGGUGCUGGCGGCGGCGCCGGCGGCAAGACAUGCGCCCGCUGCCGGCAAGUGACGUGCUACUGCGGCGUGUGUCAGCUGAAUGGCGCAUUGGUUGGCGCGGUGGGCAUGGCAGCAGGGCGGGGCGUGUGUGGGCAUGGCAGCCGCGGGCGGCGGGCAGCGCGUCAGGAAACAGCGGCUAGGUUGGCUGGACCCAGGUGGGAAUUCAUUUAUUUCUACAUUCAUGUAAGGGUAUGUGUGGACUACGGCGGCAGUGGCUGUGGGGACCUUUGUGCUUGUGGAUAAACGAGUUGGAGGAAAUGCCUCAGUUUAGCUUGGUACGGGUGGAUGCGCAACGACUUGUGCUGAGUAAAGGAGCAGGACGAUACGGAGUAGUAAGAGGAAGGCAGUGACCGGCAGCGACAGCAGGUAGGGCGGCGCCGCUGAAAGAGCGAGUGACUUGAGAGCGUGGUGGCCGAACCACUGCCGGCCGUCUACAGGCAGCUAACCUGGCACAGCGGCCAGCGGAGCUCGCUCCUGGGGAAGUGCAAAUGCAACGCUGCAGCUUCGCCGCCUGCGGCUCUGGCCCCGCCGUGGCGGUUGUGGAGUGCGAUGUAUGAUCCCAUGGCGGCGGCGGCGGCGGCCACGGCAGGUGUAACCCGGCGGCGGCGGCGGCAGCUGCGGCGGCGGCCAGAGACGUGCCUGCUGGCGGCCUGCAGCAGGUGUCCGCCGUUGAACAGGUGGGCAGGUGGGCCCUUGCCGUUGAAGAGGUGGGCAGCAGGGCAACAGCUGGGUCCGGCUGCUCACGGACGGUCUGAGGACUCGGCGGCCAAACGGUGUUUGUUGUGCUAUCGCGUGUGAGCUUGUCGGGCUGCGUGUCAGAGACGUUCAUGCCAGAGACGUUCGCGUCAGAGACGCAUCUGCCUCCCUUCCUGCUGCUGUCAGUUGCCGCAUGCGCGGCUGCACCUGCUCAGCAGCACCGAUGUAUAGUUGACGUAUUAACCCGCUUGUGUUGUUGUUGCUGCCUGGCUGCAGGCAUUCAGGGAAGCUGUGGGGCGGCCGCCUGAGCUCCUGCUCGCUCUGAGGCUGCUGUUGCGAGUGAGCGGCUGGGGCGGCAGCGGCAGCGGCAGCGGCAGCAGCAGGGCAGGAGCAGGCGGCAAGCGGGGCGCCGGAGGCGGGCGGGGAGGAGCGGCCUGGGCAGUCGGCAGCGGGCGGGGCGGCGCACGGUGGCGGCGGGCCAGGGCGGGGCGGCAGCCGGGCGGGGCGAGGCGGCGUCAGAGUGUCACCUGAAGGGUCUUCAGCGCCUGCUGAUUCCGGUGGAAGCAGUGGCGCGCAUUUGUCUGAGCGAGGCAUUACGGUACCGUGUGAGGAGUGGCUGCUGUUGAGAACGCAGGCUGACUGCGGCCUCGUUCAAAGUGUAUGGGCGGAGGGGAAUUCGAAACCACACGGCGCUGCAAUUAGUUGUGGCGAUGUGUGUCAUGUGGGUGCCGGGGCAUUUCUGGCUGUCGUCGCUGCAUCUCGGUCGCUGCGGUCAGGUUCGGUUGCACGUCUGGUCGGCGGCGGUGGAACAGGACGGCGGGGGGGGGGGGGGGCACGACGCGGCAUCAGGCUCUUGACGGAUAAGGAGGCUGUUGUUGCGCAUCUGAUGUACAAAGUGACGCAUAGGAAUGAUGGGUUACUGUUAUACAUAAAUGCAUCGAGGUCAAGUGGGCAAGGCUCAGCUAGUCACGUACCGCUGGUCGCACUGCUGUGGCACUGGAGUGCGCAACCUGUGCCAUUUGAGUGCUAAAUGCAAGUCGUGUGCAUCCGCGCUUCCUGCCGGCGAACACUGCCGGGUCCGAUGACUCUUUGCCACAUAUACGGUA